AUGAGUUUUGAUGAAAAUGACCCGUUGUUAAAAGCACUCAAUGCCGAUGAAGGAUCAUCGUCAAACCAAUCCCCAAAUCGCAACGCUGAGGAUAAUUCUAACCAACAACGACAGGAGAAUCCUUCCUCUUCCUCUUCGUCGGCCUCAUCGGCGCAGCAGUCAGCACCGGUGGAUCCCGAGAGAGAACGAGCACUUCUGAAAUUCAAGGACAAGUUGCUUGAGCAUAGGAAAUGGGAUGCAAGGUUGAAAGAUUUGCGAUUGAGCAUACGAGAUUUGGAAAAGGAUUAUGACAAGACGGAAACUGACAUCAAGGCGUUGCAAUCGGUCGGACAAAUUAUUGGAGAGGUGUUGAAGCAAUUGGACGACGAAAGGUUCAUCGUCAAGGCAUCUAGUGGACCGCGUUAUAUUGUGGGCUGUCGUAAUACCAUCAAGAAGUCAAAUUUGAAAAAUGGAGUGCGUGUAUCUUUGGAUAUGACCACCUUGACCAUUAUGAGAAUAUUACCCAGAGAAGUUGACCCCUUGGUUUACAACAUGACCACUUUUGAGCCCGGGGAAAUAUCAUUCAAUGGUAUUGGUGGUUUAACAGACCAAGUUCGAGAAUUGAGAGAAGUGAUUGAAUUGCCGCUUAAAAACCCCGAGCUUUUCAUUAGAGUUGGCAUCAAGCCUCCAAAAGGUGUGUUGUUAUACGGUCCGCCAGGUACUGGAAAGACUUUGCUCGCCAAAGCAGUUGCCGCCACCAUUGGAGCAAACUUUAUCUUUUCUCCUGCCUCGGGUAUCGUUGACAAGUAUAUUGGAGAGAGUGCCCGGUUAAUUAGGGAGAUGUUUGCUUACGCCAAGGAACACGAACCAUGUAUUAUAUUUAUGGAUGAGGUCGAUGCAAUCGGUGGACGUAGGUUUAGUGAAGGUACCUCGGCCGAUCGAGAAAUACAACGUACAUUGAUGGAGUUGUUGAACCAAAUGGAUGGGUUUGACACUUUGGGCCAGACCAAGAUCAUCAUGGCUACAAACAGACCCGAUACUUUAGAUCCAGCACUCUUGAGAGCUGGUAGGUUGGAUCGGAAAAUAGAAAUACCUUUGCCUAACGAAGCGGGCAGAUUGGAGAUUUUUAAAAUCCACACGGCAAAGAUAUCGAAGCACGGCGAGUUUGAUUUUGAAGCUGCUGUCAAGAUGAGCGACGGGUUCAACGGUGCAGAUAUAAGAAAUGUUGUUACCGAGGCUGGCUUUUUCGCGAUCAGAGAUGAUCGAGAUUACAUUCUUCAAAACGAUAUAAUGAAAGCUGUACGUAAAGUGGCAGAUAACAAGAAAUUGGAAGGUAAACUCGACUACGAAAAGUUGUAG
Messenger RNA from Lodderomyces beijingensis, 1338 nucleotides. NCBI's taxonomy places the organism in Eukaryota, Fungi, Ascomycota, Pichiomycetes, Serinales, Debaryomycetaceae. The record is from the annotation of a GenBank genome assembly.